Molecule: messenger RNA, 1167 nt
Organism: Ambispora leptoticha
Lineage: Eukaryota; Fungi; Glomeromycota; Glomeromycetes; Archaeosporales; Ambisporaceae
Source: the annotation of a GenBank genome assembly
AUGACAACAUACUCAGCGCCUGUAAUAUUGUACAUUGUUCUAGAGCUAAUAGGCGCAUUACUAUUAAUGUUUUUAAUGACGCAAAUAGUAAAAACAAAAGGAUAUUUUACAAAAUGGACACUUUUACAAUUAUGUAUAUCCGCAUUUUUGAAUCAAUUGCCAAAUCUUCCUCCCAUAUUAUUAUAUGGCGAUCAACUAAAAGAGCGCGCAUUUGAAUCCCCGUUGUGCAUAAUUGUGCAAAAAAUCGGACAAUUUUUCUUUUACCCCUUACAGUUAUUUGGCUCAACACUGACUUUUUAUCUUUGUUACGCGCUGGCGCGAAAUGAUUUUAUGAUUGAGCGGAGGCAUUGUCGGUGGGUUUCAAUCGCUAUAUGGGGACUGAAUAGCAUUUAUCAAGCGGUGAAAUUGGGACUGUCGAGUAGGUCGGACCAUUGGGAUGUAGAUGUUAAUCGGUUGUAUUGUAAAGGGACGAUGCAGGUUUGGCUGGAAUUUUUGGCGCCGACCCUUAUAAUGAUUUUUUUCGGUGUAAUUUUUACCUUAGCCAAACGUAUGAGAAUAUUCACGCGACAGCAAAAUAGAGGAGCAGCAAUAAAAUUGGGACAAGCUGUUAGAUUUUUAGUUUGCUGUCUUGUUUAUAUCUUCCUUCUUUCAAUUGCGUCCGUCCCAAGAAUUGUGAAGCGUGCGAAAAAUAUUCCGGAUAAUGAUGAACUCACUGUUGCAGAAUAUUCUGGGAGCAUUGUCGGAAUUUCACUCUUUUUAAUAUUUGGAACACGUCGUUCGGCAGCGUUACUUCUUCCAUGCUUUUAUUAUGAACCCACCGAAUCGCUUAUAAUAAAAAACACGGUUAAAUUACAAAACAUUAAAAAAAAAGAAAACAACGAUAACAACGAUUAUAGUACUAAAGAUAUUGAAAACGCAAUUCAAGUAUCACUCAAGAAAUCACAAAUUUCACUUAAGAAACCUUCACGCAGCAUCAUCGGAAAAAGCAAAAAAUAUGUAAAAAACAAAAACUCGAAAACAUUUAUUAACGAUAAUACAUGUAUAACUGCACCAAAUCCAUCAUUGAUGACACUAACGAGUGAGUUAAGUGUUGCUAACGAGUGGUAUGUACCUAAAAGCGAGAUUACUAUUAUUGAAUUAGGUUGUGACGGAGAGUUAAGUUUAUAG